This is a messenger RNA of Nicotiana attenuata, 637 nucleotides long. RefSeq lists its product as uncharacterized. Lineage: Eukaryota; Viridiplantae; Streptophyta; Magnoliopsida; Solanales; Solanaceae. Gene Ontology annotation, molecular function: zinc ion binding. The transcript has 2 exons. The record is from RefSeq and is a predicted model, not a curated record. The coding region runs from base 101 to 559 and encodes 152 amino acids.
CUUCCUCGAAGAAGUUAGGAAGAUGUUUGGACGUUAGAAUUGCAAUAAUCGCAAAGAAGCUACACAGACAUACACAACGCUUGAAAAAAAAUAUCAGGAGAUGCUGACUUUGAAUGAGGCAAUGUCUACACGCAUGACUGUGGUACCAUCGACUGAAUACUUACAUACGGUUAACAAUGGAGGGAGGUAUUACACCGUCUGCCUGUUAGAGAGAAAAUGCGUUUGUGGGAGGUUCCAAAUUGAUGAAUUACCAUGCCCACAUGCUUGGGCUGUACUGAAGAGCAAGUUUCUAAUGCCAGAAGAUUAUUGCUCUAAUUAUUACAAACCAAAUUCAGUUGUGAUGACAUACGAUGUGCCUGUGUACCCGCUACCGGACAGAAAUGACUGGAAUAUACCAGCACAUGUCGCAGAGGAUGUUGUAUUACCACCCAAAUGGAAAAGACCUCCUGGAAGGCCAAAGAAGAAGGGCGAUAAACCUCUCAGUGAAUUGCUGCAGCCGAAAAAUCAACAUUCAUGUAGCAUUUGUGGGCAGGGAGGACAUAAUAAGCGAACGUGUUGAAAUGCUCCACGUAUGAUUUAGUUAACACUCUGACAUGUAUUAGUGCUCCAAUGACAUUGUGAAGUAAUAAAUUUUGAA